This is a messenger RNA of Fusarium vanettenii 77-13-4, 1008 nucleotides long. RefSeq lists its product as uncharacterized. The record is from RefSeq and is a predicted model, not a curated record. The coding region runs from base 1 to 1008 and encodes 335 amino acids. The transcript has 3 exons. NCBI's taxonomy places the organism in Eukaryota, Fungi, Ascomycota, Sordariomycetes, Hypocreales, Nectriaceae.
AUGGUAGCCAAAGGCAAAGUCAAAGUCAAACCACCCAAGGCAAAGGCCCCCAAGACCAAAUCCAAAUCCAAGGACCGCAAGGGUUCAGAAGAAUCUGAGCAAGGUGAAGCCGCUGCCGCGGGUACAGACCCUGGAGGCUACGAGGAAUGGCUCGGCCGAAACACGGGCGGCUACAACUCUUCAAGCUCCAAUUCCACACUCCCGCCGAUUCCAAUCGAGUGGAAUAUUUCACCCACAAACUUGGACUCUGUCCAGUGUCCUUCUGUCGGAGGCACAGUCGGCUGGUUUAUCGCCACGGACCUCUUCUCUGCCGGCACUUCGUUUUUUCUCCUCGUGGUUCUUGUUUCACUAUUCGAACCCGUCGAUAAAAACAAGAAGAAGCCCAACAAAGGGUGCUGGGCAACCGAUAGGAUCUGGCUCACGUGGCUCAUUGGUUUUGCUUUUGAAGCCUUGGGAAACCUCAUCAACGCGGGCAUCGUCGUCACCUCAAAGGGCUACGGAAAACUCGCACUAGGCCAUGUUUUCCUUGUUUAUUCUUCACGUCCACGCAUCAAGAUCUGGGUCUACGCCAUCUUCCGCUCAUUGUGGAUCGAGGAGGACUACAGCUUUAUGACGGCAUACUUCAGCCUAGCAGUCGUUGAAGUCAUCCUGCACAUCAUGUCGGCCACGUUUGUAGGAAUCACCUGGAGCAGGUAUCCAAACGAGCCUAUCAAGGAGUACAUGAGUCCAGUUACCAUGUACAUGCAGGUGGCUGCUGGUAUUUUGGUCCUUUGCGUCCUCCUGGUGGCACCUAUCUGGCGUCGCUCGAAAGACCCUCAAUGGUUGCCCAGCUUUUUCUUGGAUUUUGUCCUCCUCUUCUUGUUCUUUGGGGUUGUCUAUGCUGCACCCUGGGCGUAUUGGGGGAUGUUUCUUCAGCUUCCUGGGCCCUUAUGGUGUCCGCCAAAGAUUGCCGUUCAAGGGUUUGUGUGGGCGGUUUUCUCGACAUUGAGUAGUGGUUUUAGCAUCUAG